AUGACCUCCAACCUCCAUAAUCAGCCUCAUACAGACUUCACUCGACAACCACCCGACGACCACACGCUGCCACCAGCGACAGCCUGUAUCCCGAGGACGCAUUAUUCGAAAAGCGCAUUCCAGACAUCAAGUAUUUCAUGCCAGACAUCGUGGUCCUUACGUCAAUCCCUUUGGCGGGGCGCCUUUAACCCAGACGACGACUCUCCUCCAAAAUCCCUCUCCAGCAGAGAAAUGUCCUCCGGACACCCUCCAACCACGAUUCCCGACGAAAGCGAUACGGUGUUCGACCUCAAUACUGUCUUCAGUCAUCCUGCUGGCCUCAGAGUUGCGAGAUACAUCGUAGGAACAUACAUUCGAGCCGCCCAGCACUCACUUCCGCCUCCAGCGGCAGAGGACACCACGUAUUCAGUGCCCGUACCAUCGUUCGAAUCGAGUCCUGAGGUGGCCAGUCUGCUUGAAACAAUUCUUGCCUUGAGCGAUUCGCAGGUACGGCCGUCAGAAGAGAACGAUGCUCGGCUAGGAGAAUUCGCGAUGGAGGCCUUACCAUUGUGCACACACGAAGAAAAAAGAACUGACGAAAUUUUUUUCGUCUCUCCAGACUCUUCAGCCUUUGACCGCAUACAAGAAUCGUUUCCUUCCUCCAGCCAACAAACCCCGAACAACUUCUUCGCAACUACCAACACCUCUCACACCUCACUUUCGACCAACUCUUCUUAUGCCACGCAACACUCCUUCAUAUUCUCGAAUUCAUUUCAAUUGUCCCUCGCAAGCCACACACAACUCGACCAAGCAUCGCGGUCCUUCGUAAACUCGUGGCCGGACCUGUCUAGCUCUUUCACGUCUGGUUCGGAUUCUCCAUAUCGGAUCGAAUCUCCUUCACGAACCUCGACCAACAACACUCCACAACCACGCUGCUCGCAAUCUAGCGGACCAUCAUUGCCGGAAACAAACAUGUUUUCGGAAGAUGAUGUCUUCGUAUCUCGUCUCCCUCGAAUGAGAAAAUCCCUAUCCACCGACUCUACGACCUCAUCUUCAACUCGCGGCAACAUGGGUGAGAAUACGUUCAGAGUAGCCUUCUCUUCUGGACGCGGUCAACCAGUCUCUAGCACCUCCCCAACGAUCAAAAGCUUCAUGCCUGUCAACAAGAUGCCGGAAGGUUCUUUGAUUGUCACAAAGCCAUCUGCUAGUGGAAAUUCAUCUUUCCCCGCUAGAGAUAUGGCUACUGGAGAUCUUACCACCUCAACCACCUCGUCCCAGACUUCAACACCCACACCUUCCUCGUCGUCUUCCUCUCUCAAUUGCACCCAACGUCCGUUCAGUACCAUUAUGCAAGCCUUCGAGAUGGAGCACACGCCAUCAGCUUCGUCGAGCCACAAGCGCAAAGCUGAAUCCGCCGACAACUCCGCUGUGAAGAAGACUGAGAAGGGAAACAUCAAGCGCAUUGUCAAAUUGAAGGAAGCAAAGCCCAAGCCUGCUGCGCAUAAGCUUGGUCCUGACCUUUGGAUGCGCAUUCUUGAGUUUACUCCACCCCCAUUCAUCAAAAAGGCCCGCUCUGUUAGCAAAGACUUCAAGUGCUGGAUCGAUGAAUACUCCUCAAUUUUCGUCAAUCAGCGCAUGGAGAACUAUGGUGUUGAAAUGCCUCCUGCUUCAGCCAUUCAAGUUUACUUGAACUUCGAUGAUGAUAAUGACGAAGAAGAAAUUGAGAUACCAGCUGUUCCUGCUACGCCUGGGGUUCCGGGAGGUGAUAACGCUGAACGUCAAGUGGUUAAGCUGAUCAAGAAGAAGCAAGAUAUCACCGAGAGACAAUACAACGAUCUUCUUGGUGGGAAGGGUUGCUUAGAGAAGGAGAAAGUCACAAUGGCUGGAACGAAGGAACCUUGCAGCGAUGAAAUGGCUUGCAGAACUCAUUGGUCUUGGGCUAAGAGAUGGUGCUCGGACUGCUGGAAGGCGAAGAUUGAACGGGAAGACCGCAUCUUGAAGGCACGUCAGAAUAUCGUUGGCCGUCAAACCCUUCAAGACCUCCUUGCCUGUAUUCCCAAUGGUAUGCACGACUCCUUCAUGAAGCCUCAUGACUACGUUACGGAAGAGGAGUCGAGGGAGCGAGCCCGCGGUGCCCCAAGACUCUACCGAUACUAUCUGAAACAAGAUGUCGAACGUAUCAUCGCCGAGUAUAACAAGAGAACUCCUCUGCCAUACGUUGAUGAUCCAUCACUUUCAGCUGCAGCCAAUGCGUCAGCAAAGGCCGUCCAUCAGAUCAAGGAGACUGCGCUCAUUCAAAAGCGUCAAGACUGGGUUGACAAGAUGAAGUUAAGAAACGCCGCUUGGAUGGAGACCGUCAAGAAGAUCGAGAGUGCUGUUCGCAAACGCCGAGUCAAAAAUGGAUUGCCUAACGAGGUGAACCGUGCCGCUCGGAGAGAACUCUUCACCCGACGUGCCAAAGACGAGAUUCCCCACGUUCCCACCGAGUUCGUUGAGAAAACCGCGGCCUAUAAGGCUGCGACUCGUAUUUUCCGCGAUGGUGGUACUGAGCGUGGAUGGCAAACCCUCAAGCCUAAGAUUGAGAAGGAAUGGUUGGAUGAGGAGGAGAGAAAGUCCGAAAACCUGGAGGCUGCAGUUGAGAGCGAAGCUGGCGGAAGCAUGGACGUCGACAGUGUUACGAAUGAACCACUCGAGGUUGAAGCUGGAAACAUGCGCACCAACUCCAAUGCGGGAAUGCCUACACGUUACGGUACGCAGGACAAUCUGCUUCAGAUGCACCGUCGUCAUCAGCAGGUUCAGGUUCAGCUUCGGUUGAACCAGCAGGCCUUUCAGCAGCAUCGAAUUCAACAGCGAAACCACCAAGCUUCGCUUUUAGCUGCUCAGAAUCGCAACAGCUUUGUGGCUCGUCAUCUACUCCAACCUCAGCAACAAGGCCAACAAAACAGCUUGAGCGUAUUGGCCGCUGCGGCCGAUCUUACGAAUCCAUCUUCUUAUACUGGAUACGGCAGUACGACCUCCUUCCAAGCCCAACCCUCGACCCACCAUACUCAGAUGUACUCAUCCAUGAGAUUCAAUUCCCAUUCCCAAACUGGCAGCCAAUCUGCGUUUACGCAAUACCCUUCAAUUAAUACCUCGUCCAUGCACCAAAAUCCUCCAAUUCAGGAGCCUGCUCGUACUGGACUCACAAUUCAUGAUCUUCUGGCAGCAGAUCCACCGAACUCCAAACCCGCUCACUUCUACCCUUCAUACUGA
Molecule: messenger RNA, 3231 nt
Organism: Mollisia scopiformis
Lineage: Eukaryota; Fungi; Ascomycota; Leotiomycetes; Helotiales; Mollisiaceae
Exons: 3
Coding region: 1-3231 (1076 amino acids)
Source: RefSeq, a predicted model, not a curated record